GGGCCGGUCGUGCGCGUGCGCCCAGGCGCGGAGCGGGGCCGCGCGCGGGCGGUAAUCGCGCGCUGUCUCGACAGCCAUGUCGUCGGAGGGGACGGAGCGGGCCGCGAUGGCGGUGGUGAACGACGGGGCGCCGCCGAAGCAGAGCCUCCUGAACUACGUGGACAUCGUCGUGGUGGUGGUGUACUUCGGACUAGUGAUGGCCACCGGAAUAUACUCAAUGUGUCGUCCAAAUCGCGGCACGGUCAGCGGGUUCUUCCUGGCUGGACGCAACAUGAGCUGGCUGCCGGUGGGCGCAUCACUCUUCGCCAGCAACAUCGGUUCGGAGCAUUUCAUCGGACUGGCCGGCUCCGGCGCGGCCGCCGGGAUCGGGGUCGGCGCGUUCGAGUUUAACGCGAUUAUACUAAUUCAGCUGCUGGGGUGGAUUUUCCUGCCCGUGUUCCUGGCGAGUAGGGUUGGCACAUUACCGGAGUUCAUGAAGAAACGGUUCGGAGGUUCCAGGAUCCGGGUGUACCUGGCCAUCUUGUCCCUGAUACUAUACAUCUUCACCAAGAUAUCGGUGAACCUGUACUCGGGCGCAGUGUUCAUCCAGCAGGCACUGCGCUGGUCGAUCUGGUGGUCAGUGCUGCUGAUCCUGCUGGUGACCGUGCUGACCACCGUGCUGGGCGGCCUGGCCGCCGUCAUAUACACCGACACGCUGCAGUUCUUCAUCAUGAUCAUCGGAGCGCUUGUCGUCAUGGGCAAAGCAUUCUCCAUGGUGGGCGGCUACUGGGAGCUGCAGGAGCGCUACAUCCAGGCCAUCCCCAGCGUCACCGUGCCGAACACCACGUGCGGCCUGCCGGCCACGGACUCUUGGGUGAUGCUGCGGGACCCUAUCAAUUCGGAUAUGCCGUGGCCCGGCUUCAUCCUGGGUCAGACGCCCGCCUCCAUCUGGUACUGGUGCGCCGAUCAGAUGAUGGUGCAGCGGGCGCUGUCGGCCAAGUCGCUUUCGCACGCCCAGGGUGCCACCCUGAUGGCCGGCUACAUCAAGAUACUGCCCGUCUUCAUCAUGGUGCUGCCCGGCAUGAUCAGCAGGGUGCUCUUCCCCGACGAGGUCGGCUGUGUGGUGCCGGAGGAGUGCAAGAGGAUCUGCGGAAACGCCGUCAGCUGCUCCAACAUCGCCUACCCCAAGCUGGUGCUCAGCAUCAUGCCGCAGGGCAUGCGCGGCGUCAUGAUCUCGGUGAUGCUGGCCGCCCUGAUGUCCGACCUCACCUCCAUCUUCAAUUCGGCCUCCACCCUCUUCACCAUGGACGUGUACGGUCUGUUCCGGUCCAAGACCUCUGAGCGGCACAAGAUCAUGGUCGGCAGGCUGUUCGUGUGCUUCAUGGUGCUGAUCAGCAUUGCAUGGAUUCCGCUGAUCGACAAGGCGCAGGGUGGACAGCUGUUCCUCUACAUCCAGUCCAUCUCGGCUUACCUGGCGCCGCCCAUCGCCGCUGUCUACACCAUGGCUGUCCUCUGGAGACGCAUGAACGAAGCGGGCGCCUUCUGGGGACUGAUGAGCGGCUUCAUCGUUGGCGUCAUUCGGAUGGUGCUGGAUUUCGUGUACAUGUUCGACGCGCCAAAGUGCUGGGAGACUGAGGACACCCGGCCGGCUGUCGUGGCCAAGAUGCACUACAUGUACUUCGCGAUGCUGCUGUUCUGGCUGACGGGCGUGGUGGCGGCGGCCGUGUCGCUGCUGACCGAGCCGCCGGAGCACUGGCGCGUCAUCCGCACCACCUUCUUCACCCGCUUCUCGGAGGAGAGGCGCCAGGAUGAGGCGGCGCCGGCCGAGCCGGCCGACACCGACAAGUUCGCUCUGGAGACAGACGAGCUGGACCGUCCAGAGCCGGCCGUCUGGCAGCGGGCCUACAACUGGAUAUGCGGCUACGAGAGCGCCGCGGCCGAGAAGGCGCACGCGGCAGAGCUGCAGCGCCACCUGCUGGAGGUCAGCAGCAUCCGGCAGCCGCGCCGCCAGCGCGUUCUGCUCAACAGCCUGCUGGUGGUGGUGCUGGCCACGGGUGUGGCGCUGCUAGCCUUCUUCACCGUCAACCCGUUCCCGGAGGCCGUGUACCGCGAGGUGCAGACCAACAAGCUGCGCUCCAUGGGCUACCCAUCCCCAUGGCCGGAGGAACUUUAGCCGGACCGCCGGCCGCGCGGAGCCGCGGAUGCCCGGCAGGCCCGACGACGUCAUCCGCCGUCACGUCCGGUGCGGGAGUGCCCCCUGGCAGCCGAGUCGGUGCCGCCCGCGCUCCGUCGCGUCGAAGGUCGCUGAGCUCCUCCGCGGGAGCCGCGCCGCGCCAGCGCUGUCCCCCUCGGCUCCGAUAGGCGGGCCCACGCCACUUGCUGUCGCAUGGCGACUGCCUUACUGCAGUGUUGUUUGCCGGUCAUUGUGCUAGGCUGCGCGCUCGUUACCCAUUGCCUCUGUCGCGC
Molecule: messenger RNA, 2445 nt
Organism: Pollicipes pollicipes
Lineage: Eukaryota; Metazoa; Arthropoda; Thecostraca; Pollicipedomorpha; Pollicipedidae
Product: sodium/glucose cotransporter 5
Exons: 15
Coding region: 77-2152 (691 amino acids)
Biological process (GO): transmembrane transport
Cellular component (GO): plasma membrane
Molecular function (GO): D-glucose:sodium symporter activity
Source: RefSeq, a predicted model, not a curated record